AGAGAGGGAGGGAGAUCUCAGCACUUUCGGAGAGUCUUUCCGAAAAAAGCAUUGUACAUCAGUGGGCUAUAAAGGGAGGACAACACUGCACGGCUUCCCCGUUAAGUAUUUGUUGGGCUCUGUUGGACCCGCGUUUUCUGAGAGUUCUGGACAACUACUCUCAUUUCUUCCUUACUCUUUUGGAUCUAUAGCGGCUGAAAGGAACGCAACACAGCUUUUAGAAAUGCUCGUCGGACGCAAAUCGUGCUGGAGGCAAUUGCAGGCUUCUUUUUUCCGACUGCUAUGCCUUAUUCCCACAGGAUUCCCCGUCCGGAGUGUGGAUAUGCAGCGGGCCACCGACAACAUCACGGUUCGCCAGGGCGACACAGCCAUUAUAAGGUGUUAUGUUGAUGACAAAUCCUCCAAGGUGGCCUGGCUCAAUCGAUCAAACAUCAUCUUUGCCGGCCAGGACAAGUGGUCUCUGGACCCCAGGGUUGAUCUGGUUACUAAAGGACAGCUUGAGUACAGCCUACGCAUACAGAAGGUGGAUGUUUAUGACGAGGGGUCGUAUACCUGUUCCAUACAGACAAAGCAGCAGCCGAAGCCCUCAUUGGUCUACCUCAUUGUACAAGUUCCAGCCAACAUCUACAAGAUGUCAGAAGACAUGACGGUGAAUGAGGGCAGCAAUGUCACGCUCAGCUGCUUGGCCAGCGGCAGGCCGGAACCACUAAUCACCUGGCGGCUGCUCAACCCCUCAGCAGAGCCAUUGGAAGGAGAGGAGUACCUGGACAUCAUUGGUAUAAUGCGAAACCAAGCAGGUCGCUAUGAAUGCAAGGCCAGCAAUGACGUUGCCACGCCUGAUGUCAAAUAUGUCAAUGUGAUCGUCAACUACGCUCCAACAAUAAAGAAAACCCAGAGCUCGGAGGCCCAGGUUGGCCGCAUGGGGACGCUGCUGUGUGAAGCCACUGCUGUGCCCACACCAGAAUUUGAAUGGUACCGGGAUGAAAAAAGACUGUCCAGUGCCCAGGGCAUCACCAUUCAAGUCCUUGGCACGAGUACUAUUCUCAUGAUUCCAAGUGUCACUGAAGAAGAUUACGGGAAAUAUACCUGUGUGGCCUCAAACCGACUGGGUGUCCAAAAUGCCAGUCUCUUCCUCUACAGACCCGGAACAGGCCGAGAUAUCAACGGCUCUGCCUGCGUCUCUCAAUCACUGUGGCUGCUGCUGGCCUGCUUCGCCUGCCUUCUCUUCAAGUGUUAAUACCUCUCCUCUCCUCCUCCUCCCCCUCCCACUUGGCCUUUCAACCUUCCCUUCCUUGUUCUCUCUACCAACUCACCAACAUCCUUAUUGCUACCUGAUCACCGACCUUACAGCCCCAGACUGUUUGCAUUAUUACAAAAACCUUGCGUGCUGUCGAGCACUGCUUGAAGAUAUUACGUGUGGGGUCAUGAGUACAACGCUAUAGAAGCAAGAAAAAAAAACAGAUAUGAAGGACAGAACAAGCAAACAGUGCUCUUUUUUUUUAAAUGUGUUGCUCUUUUUAAUAUGUAUGCUCUUCUUUAUUUCUGCUAUAUCUCGUCUGUGAAGUCUGGGUGGGGUUUAGCAUUUGCUGUACUGUCUUCAUAGAAUUGAACACAAAGGUGCCCCACUUAGAGGAUACCAACAAUCAUUUGUAAUGAGAAGAACUGAAGCUACAUCAUUUUACAUUCAACGGAAGAUUUUAUCCAGUGCAUUAAUGAGGUGCAGGGAUCUGCCAAAUAUUACACGACGAGAAAGUCAAAGUAGGAUGAAAUUGUUCCAAAAUGCAGCAUUCAUGUUGUCAUAUGGAGAUCAACUCGACUGGUAAUCAUUCAGAGUGUAAACUGGUCUGAUUAUGAAUACCCACAUCCACACGGAUGCGACCUUUAUUGCAAAAGAAUGCCCCAUUUUUUGCACCAGGCCUCUCAUUGUCACACAAACAGUUGAUUCUCAUGAGAGUUUAGUAGGAUGGCAAACAAUGACGUAUAUUUCCUAGCAACAAGCGUCUCACAGUUGCAGGUGACGAGACUGGUAAAAAAAGAACUACAGCUUUUCUAUUUGGCUUUUCAUUUUAAUGCCUGAAAUGUUGUUUUUUUUUUAAAGUCAAUGUUAUCUUUACUGUGAAAAUGGAAGACGUUAAUAAGUGUUAAUUUGAGGCUUGCACAAGUACUUCACCUCUCAAACACAACCAGUGGAGAUGCAUUACUUACAUGCUAAACGCAAGCGGGCCUUACAUCCCGACGUACGUGCUCCUGCGUGCUAACUACGUGCAAAAAAUGUAGACAUCAGACAGCACCCAAAGCCCGUGGGAAGAACAUUGUGAUACAAAUUAUUUUCUGCGUGCACGCAGGAGAGCCUUGCACACAGCUACAGUAGGUCACAAGGGCACGCUAGGCAGAGGAGGAGCGUGUGUGUCGCAAGUUUAAAAGAACAUUUUGUGCAUUGCCCGGCCACGGCAGCGGCUCCUCCCGCGGCGGGCGACUCCUCCAGCGUACACUGUAAACGCUAAACCUGGCUGCUGACACAGCGUAUCCGACAUUAAUGCGUCUUGCCCGGCCACAGCCGGCGGCUUCUCCCGGCCGACACUCUCCCAACCUCUGUGGACGCACGGCUGCUGCUCACACGGCGUAUCCGACAUCAAUGCACGGCGGGCAGCGCUUCCCGCUGUACACUCGUACGUCACUCGACGCACUCACGAUCUAACAGCUGCCAACGGAGGGCGACCGGCGAGCACGUGGGUGUCACGAAUCACUUGCUCCAUAAGUACGACGCACAUGCAACCCCUCUGAUACUCUACUUCCUCUACGUGCUGGCCACGGACAACAAAUUUCCCAACAAUUGCGGCGCCCGUACGUCGGGAUGUAAGGCCCACUUUAGCAGGUUUACCCCCUGUCAAAGACAUGAACAGUUGUUGGUAGCUUUAGUUUAACAGAGAGACAGCAUCAACAACAACCAUUUAAAUACUUUAAAUAAAGCUGAAAAGGUCAUUUGUAUUUGAUUGAGCAGCGUUGCCGAUUGUAAUUGUGGCAGUUUGUUGCGGGGCAAUCUGCUGAUUGGCCAUGAUGCAUGGGCGUGUCAUUUUGGGCUGUGGGAGACACGAAUUGAGCAAAAACUAUUAAAAGCAAAACAAAUAUUUCUCCUGUCACUUCUUUUUGUGUGUUUUAUGUCCAAAGCAAGACGGAGCAGCCUGUGAGUACUUUUAGUACUUUUAGCACCAGCUGCUUAUUGAGAAGCGCAAAAGAGCAGCAAGGUGUCCAGAAAAUGCAGCUAGAUUUGUCGCUAGUUGGGUUUUUUUGGAAAAACCAAAUCUAGACGGGCCUGCAUACAUGCCAAUUUGGUAACACGGAUCCACUACAUCUUCGUAUUUUCUGGCAAACCACAGACGUAUGAGCCGCGUUGUGAUGCCAGCGUUGGAACAACGAGCUGCAUUCACAGCCACUCCCGUUAGAAUGCGUUUAUGAGCAAGGGCCAACAGGCAGCGCCAUGUAUUUGUGGCGGUCCAAAUUCAUUUGUGACACAAAUAAAUGAAUGUACAGUCGUCCCUUGUUUAUCGCGGUUAAUUGGUUCCAGCCCCGACCGCUAUAAGUGAAUUUCCACAAAGUGGGAAUCAAUAAUAAACACAAAACCUGUUUCUGACUUUCAAAAUAUGUUUUUCCUAUUAUUAGAGCCCUGCAGACAUGAAAUAAUACCCCUAUAGUCACCUUUAAACUCCUUUUAUUCCCUGUUUGCGAUGGGAAUGACUUGUGUGCUCCAAACAAGGGGUCAGGAGAUUAUUUCACUCAAUCAAAUACAAAUUAAUUUGUAACCUGGAUUUUGUUUUUGUUGACAUCCUGUUUGUCUCUGCUACAAUAAACAUACAAUCAAAAUGUAGCCAUGUCUUUGUAACAGGGGAAAUGUGCAGAUGAAGUGAAGUGAACAGUGUUUGUGGAACUUUUCCAAAACAUGAAGGGAAAUAUUCCACUUUUGACUAAAAUCAUUUCUAUAAGACACGUUCUCCGAACCUGCAGAGAUGGUUAAGUAUCUUCUAUUCCAUGGAUAUUCUGACAUUGUUAGUGGGAAGUGGAAUGGAAUUGCCAGGGUUGUAAUUGUUACACUCUUGAGGUAACACAGAUAAUAUUGACCAAGUCCAGGAGCUUCGGAAAUGUCCACCACGUCACGCUCGUUAGUUAGCGUGGGAAGCUCCUUGACCGCCUUCUGUUUUGCUUCUAACACACACGAGCGGGCUAUAGUUAUGGGGCCAAAUGACUACUACUACAUGAAUAAAACAUUAACAGUUAAUAAAGUAUUGAUAUGUAAAAGUCAUGUGGUGUGCAAUCACCACGAAUGUUAUCGCCGAUACGCGUAUUUUGUGAGUGCAAGGUUUUAUUUGCCACUGAUUUUCAUGAACUUAACAUUGUACAGUUAUCUUUUUAUGUGUCUGUACGUUUCGCACCUCAACUUUCAAUUUUGACUCCCUUGUCGGGUUUCUAGUCAGCAGGUUCGGUGAACGCGUCAUACAAACGUACCGUAUUUCAUCCAGAAUCCUACCAAAUUAUGAUGGGAAUGAAAACCACAGGCGGUCAUCAGGUAACGUCACGCACACAGUGAUAUCUUGUAUUGCUAGCGAGUGGAAGUAACUUGUUGCAGUGUGUCUGUUUGAUGAGCACCCGGCCUCGCUGUCUUUUUGGCCUGCGCUUCGCGGCAGCUGGAACUGUGCGGCACACGACACCUGCCUGCUUCUGGCUCCAGACUUUCUCCAACGUCGUGGCAGUUUGGAUCAAAAUGUGUGACACCAAUGAAUGACUCGGGUUUAUCUUUCGGAGAACUGUUUGUUUACAUAAGAAAUGAUACACAACAUCUAUGAUAUUAUUAGUGAUGUUGAGGGUUUUCUUUCCGUACCUCAUUCGUUUUAGUUACACGCACACCAACAUUCUCACAGAUGAAUAACUCGUAGGUUUGUCAUUCUGGUACUCAAGAUAAAUAAUCCCCCUGUUUAAAGAACAAGUAUUGUGUGGGUAUUGUUCUACCUGUCUUUGCUUGCAUGGGCAAUGGAAUGUCAAUAUAAGGUUGGAAAAAUUCAAAAUGUGAUCAGCAAAAAUGAAUGUGUAUUCCCUUAACAGGUCUGACCUGUCGAUAAACAGCUGACAUGGCUGACUGUCAUUUCUUUCACAGAACCAAGUGUUCAGCUCAGGUCCAUUGCUUGCUGGUUGCAUUUCCACUGUUGCUACAACUGGUGGGGGAAUUACAGUACUGUACAACACUUGUGUAGUUAGUGUAAUAUUGACAAUGUUUUUACCUAUGACUGUGCGAUAUUGGAGGGUUGGUGAAGCCGUCGGAUGCGGUUUUGAAUUCAUAUGAGAAGCAGUGGGUACAUGUUAUCUCCAAAAGAGAGCCGUUUGUUUUGAAUGUGUUCAUCAUCUAGCACCAUUUUUGUUGAGGCAUUUUUCACCAAGCUAACAUCGGGUCUGUGUGAUGUCGAUGAACUGGGGUCUUACUUUAGUCUGACAUUUCACUUGUUUACUUUACAAUGCUGGCAGCGUGUGUUUUCUCACGUUACACGUGUUCCACCUGGUGCAGCCGCCUUUCACGGUGCUUGGCAGCGUUUUUGACAGAAGAGACCCCAACGAGAUUACCAAAGAAAUAAACAAGUUGUAAUUAUUAGUGGCGUCUGCGGGACAAAACAUCCGAAACAAUUGGGUGUAACUUCUUCAAGGAUCCUUGAAGAAAGAGUGCUCUAACCACUCCGCCCCUCAGCCCUGCCGUCCUGAAAUAUUUCCAAUCCAUUUCCUUUUGUGCAGUUCACAUAAAUGCCAUGUUGAUAAUGUUAAUACGUUGGAAGGUUUCAUUUUGUGCCGAUUGUUAUUCUUUUUUUUUGUGCCACAGAAGCAAAUAAAUAUUCAUCAGAAAACGACCAUUUUACCUCCAGUCGCUUCAUCGUCAAGUUUUAUUUAUCCAUCCAUCCAUCCAUCCAUCCACCUUCCACUGUGCAGGGAAGCCCAGACUUCCCUCUCCCCGGCCACUUCGUCCAGCUCCUCCCGGCCGAUCCCGAGGCGUUCGUAGGCCGGUCGAGAGACAUAGUCUCUCCAACGUGUCCUGUCUACUACAAGUUUCUCCUGGAUGACAGCGCUUCUCACCUUAUCUCUAAGGGAGGGCCCAGCCACCCUACGGAGAAAACUCAUUUUGGCCGCUUGCUCUCGUGAUCGUGUCCAUUUCGGCCACGAUCAAUUUUAUUUAUACAGUG
Molecule: messenger RNA, 6215 nt
Organism: Dunckerocampus dactyliophorus (ringed pipefish)
Lineage: Eukaryota; Metazoa; Chordata; Actinopteri; Syngnathiformes; Syngnathidae
Gene: lsamp
Product: limbic system associated membrane protein
Exons: 8
Coding region: 224-1237 (337 amino acids)
Cellular component (GO): neuron projection
Source: RefSeq, a predicted model, not a curated record